GGUAACGUUAGCAAACCAAAAAAAAAAAUCUGGUUUUAUAUUAGUUAGUGCUAGAAUAUGUCUCGGAAUCUCCAUCCGGCUAUUUCCGUGCACCACCCUGUCUUUGUCGAUGGCUCCGCGCCACCGCAGACGGGGAUGUGAUCAGAGUCAGCUGUUCGCUGAUGAUUGACGUCUGAAGAUGGAGGUGAUGAUGAAGAGGAGGAGGAGGAAGAAGAAGGUGUGAGCCGGCGGCGGGGUGGUUGUCAGCUGUGAACAGGGCGGUGUGUGACGUGUGUUCAUUCAUCAGCAUCUGGCAAUGGGGACGAAGUGAUGCCAUCAGCGCCGUGGUGACAGCCGAGGGAGGAGCCGGGCCUUAUCAUGGGAGACAGAAGGGGGUCACCAUGUGCCGAAGUCUGUCCAAAUAUGCCCUCGUCUUCCUCUCGCUCGCUCUGUUUGGACUCAUCUUCCUGCUCUGCAACAUCCACACUGUGGAGAACUGGAAUUGCCACACGAUUUCCGCCCUCUACCAGCUACAGAGCAGGAUCCAAUCAUCCUUCCUCCCAGUCAAUCUCCCCACUUUCUAUCAGAACCGCACCUUCUGCACUCACCUGGGCCAAAAGCCCUCCCCCGAAGAUGAACUGGAAGAGCGCUACCUGUUGGACUCUAUCGCCUGGCCCGGGCCCCCCGCUCACUCCGCGCCGCCCGCCCUGCGCCUGACGAGCGACCCUGUGCACAGCCUGUUCGCCAUCCUUCCCACCAAAGGGGGCAGGGAGUGGCACGUGGGCGACCAGCUGGAGGUCCUCGUCCAAAUGCACGACUUCCAGGGUCGCCCCAAGCGCUACGGCGGAGAUUUCCUCUUGGCCCGGCUGCACUCCCCGGAGCUCGGAGCAGGUGUGGCCGGCAAAGUGCUGGACCACAGGAAUGGAUUUUAUUCCGCUCUCUUCCCGCUCCUCUGGGUUGGAUCCGCACAGGUCGAGAUCACGCUGGUGCACUCCAGCGAGGCGGUCUCUGUCCUGCAGCGGCUGAGGGAGGAGCGCCCCGAUCGGGUGUUUUUUAAGAGCAUGUUCCGCUUGGGCUUCCUGUCCGAAACCACGGUGUGCAACAUGUGCCUGCCCCCGGAUCAGCAGCCCCUGUGCAACUACACGGACCUUUACACCGGGGAGCCCUGGUACUGCUACAAGCCCAAGAUGCUCAGCUGUGACACCAGGAUCAACCACGCCAAAGGAGGCUACCUGAAACACCUCAUAACCAUCAAGGAGGCGUUGCUCUUCCAGAGUGGUGUAAACAUCAAAGUUGGCAUACAUGCUUCAGGACCUGACAGAGUCACGGUGCUGCCACCAAGGAAAGAUAAAGUCGAGGUAGAGAGCAGCAGCACAAAGUCCGAAGCCAUUAAGCUUGCGCCCUCUGGAUAUUACUACGCAGACUCGUGGAGGCCAUUAGGGGGAAUCUCAAUGCGCCAGUUCAAUGAAUCCUCUGCCAUCACUCAGUGUCUGAAGAACAAGAUCAUCAACUUGUACGGAGACUCCACCGUCAGGCAGUGGUUUGAAUACCUCAUUGCUUUUGUACCAGGGUUGAAGGAGUUCAACCUGCACAGUCCUAAAAACGUCGGGCCUUUCAUGGCGGUGGACAGCGCUCACAAUAUCCUCUUGAAGUACCGCUGCCACGGCCCGCCCAUCCGAUUCUCCACAGUCAUGUCCAGCGAGCUGAGGUACAUCUCAAACGAGCUGGACGGCCUCUCCGGCGGCCCCAACAACGUGGUGGUCCUCAGCAUCUGGGCCCAUUUCAGCACCUUCCCCGUGGAGGUAUACAUACGGAGGCUGCGUCACAUUCGACGGGCGCUGGUGCGACUUCUGGACCGAGCGCCGGGGACGCUCGUCGUCAUCCGCUCAGCCAACCUCCAGGCCUUGGACCAGGAGGUGAGCCUGUACAACAGCGACUGGUUCUCCCUGCAGCUGGACAAGGUGCUCAGGGCCAUGUUCAAGGGAAUGAGCGUCCUGCUGGUAGAUGCCUGGCAAAUGACUUCAGCGCACCACCUCCCCCACGCCCUCCAUCCUCCCCCAGCCAUCGUCAAGAACAUGAUAGACAUGGUUCUGUCUUACGUUUGCCCAGAGAAGAGAGGGAGCUAACAGAAAUGGGACAGUGACUCGGUUGAAGGAAAACUGAGGCCGUUUUCACACCUGAGAGGUCUGGACCGAGGUCUGAACUAAGGUUCAUGUCUUUGUUACAUUGUUUACAUUCGAUCCAGUUAGUUUUGGUUUCACAAUACAAUUUAGGGGGCGUCGACCUACACCUUCAGCCUGCACCCUGCACCCAUUGGACGGUACUAGCCGUCAAUCACAGGGUAUCCACACCUCAAUGCAGAUUGUUCUAAAUUAAACCAUGAUUUACAAAAUGAACAUCACGCUGCAUUCGGGGAAGACUUGAAACUAGAGAUUGAAACCAUGAACUGAAAAUGUUUACUGAUGUUAUAAAAUGAAUCAUUCUCAUAGAAACUGACUUGUUUUUGCAACCGGUGGAGUCGCCCUCUGCUGGUCGUUCAAGAGAAAACAGGUUUCAGGCACUUUUACAUUGGCUUCAUUUAUUGGACCAUGUUUAUUUCUUCGUUUGAUUAAGUUGCCCUUAUUUGGUGUUCCUAUUACAGCUCAAGCUUUGUUUUUGUGGAUGUAUUUGUUGGUUAUUAGUUUUGCCAAAGUCAGAGCCACAGUGACCUCUUCUAUGAAGGUUAUAAUUUUCUCAUUUUUAUAUUAUGUUCAGAGCCAUGCUACAACAUGCCAACUAUUGUCUCUUAUUUGUUGCUAUGUGUAAUUUGUGAGUCCAUGUAAAAUUGCAAUCAUCUGUUUUGCAGACUAACCUCCAUGUGUAACAUUGUCCUGUACCACGCCUGCACAUCUAACGUCUACUGUGACUAUUUUUAUGUCUUCAUUACCUUGAAGAUUUUCCUUCAUUUAUUUCUGGGGUGCCCGACAUUGUUUUACCUGGCGACUUCUAUAACCGACAGAUCUGCUUCGCUGCCUUCGAGACAAUGAGUUUUUCCAAAGGUUGGGAAAAGGUUCACUAUUCAAGUCGAAGGCUUGGCAGUGGUGUGUGUGUGUGUGUGUGUGCGUGUGUGUGUGUGUGUGUGUGCGCGUGCAUGCGUGCGUGUGCGUGCGUAAAUCCGAUGGCCUGACCUUUACCUCAUGACUUUUGUAUAAAUAGUUAAACUUUGUAUUACAAAGUUACGUUCAACAGUAUUACUGGUGUUGGAAAUGUAGAUGACUUUUAAAACCACAUGUGAAACUUUGUAUUAAAGGACACGUGCACAAAGCA
Scophthalmus maximus (turbot) is the source of this 3285-nucleotide messenger RNA. RefSeq names its product neurexophilin and PC-esterase domain family, member 3 (gene nxpe3). The transcript has 6 exons. Bases 381 to 2105 code for a protein of 574 amino acids. The record is from RefSeq and is a predicted model, not a curated record. NCBI's taxonomy places the organism in Eukaryota, Metazoa, Chordata, Actinopteri, Pleuronectiformes, Scophthalmidae.